Molecule: messenger RNA, 1884 nt
Organism: Cryptosporidium ubiquitum
Lineage: Eukaryota; Apicomplexa; Conoidasida; Eucoccidiorida; Cryptosporidiidae
Product: DnaJ domain-containing protein
Exons: 1
Coding region: 1-1884 (627 amino acids)
Biological process (GO): SRP-dependent cotranslational protein targeting to membrane; post-translational protein targeting to endoplasmic reticulum membrane
Cellular component (GO): Sec62/Sec63 complex
Molecular function (GO): transmembrane protein transporter activity; RNA binding
Source: RefSeq, a predicted model, not a curated record
AUGUCUCAGUUUAGGGAUACUUUCACAAAAGAGGAAAAGAGCGAUUCUCUGUAUGAUGAUACUGCAUUUUUCUUCUUCUUUGGCACCAUAGUAAUUUGUAUUUUGAUUUUUUGGACUUAUAAUGUACUUUCUAAAGUACUAUGCCCAACAAGAAAGUUUAACAAGAAGGAGUUUCCAAAGUCCACUCCUAGUGGGUCCCAAAUUCAAUACUGCAAAUGUUCAGGUUGUGUUAAUCAUGUAGAGAACAUUCGUAAGAAACACCGUUCAUUUUCUAAUCGCUUUUCAUUUACAAUGAUUUUACAAGUUGCAUUACUAGGCAUAAUGUGGUCACUAACAUACUAUAUGUUAUCUAAAUACUCGGAAAACCGUCAAAUUGCUCAGUUUAAUCCAUAUGAAAUUUUGGAAAUAACGCCAUCAUCAAAUACGAUGAGUAUUAAAAAAGCUUAUAGAUUGAUGUCACUAAAAUACCAUCCAGAUAAAAAUCCAAAUGAUCCAACAGCUGCAGCAAAGUUUAUGUUAAUUGCAAAAGCUUAUCAGGCCCUUACUGAUGAAGUUGCAAGAAGCAACUAUGAGAAAUAUGGUAAUCCUGAUGGCCCAACAAGCAUGAAGGUUGGAAUUGGUCUUCCAAGUUUUCUUGUCUCAAAAAAAUAUCAACUUUUCAUACUUUGUUUACUUUCACUAAUAAUUUUGUUCGUUAUUCCCUUGGCAUUCAUUAUUUAUUACAGAAAACAGAAGAAGUACGCCUCCAAUGGUGUAUAUCUAACAACUCUGUACUUUUAUUCGGCAGCUAUAUCAGACUCAACAAGAUUCAAGGCUCUACCAGAAAUACUUGCUCUUAGUACUGAAUUCCGUUCUUUGAAAAAGAAUAACCCAGAAGAUGAUAAAGUUAUCUCUCAUCUCGCAAACAUUCUUCCAGAAUUCAAGAAAAGGUCUUUCAAUAACAACUCGCCAAGUUUUUUCACUGCUUAUUAUCUAAUUCUCGCACAUUUAUAUAGAAAACACUCGGAGCUAACCCCAUCUCUUAAGAAGGUUUUGGAAAAUAUUCUAAAUAAAUCUAUUCCAUUAACAUCUUCUAUGCUUGAAAUUUCAAUUAGCCGCAAUUUCUUCCAUACAUCAACUUCAAUCUUAGCUUUUAGAAGAUCUCUAAUUCACGCACUUGACGGGGGUCCCAAUGCGUCGUUUCUGCAAAUUCCAUACAUCACAGAAAAUGAAGUUCAGCAUAUAAAGAAGGGUAAAACAGCUGCAAGAAAUUUAAUCGAAUUCAUUAAACAAAACCCUGCUGAUCGAAAAGGUUUGGCCGAGUUUAAUGAAUCUCAAAAAUUAGAUAUUGAAGCCUUUUGUAAUUUAAUUUGCCCAAUCAGUGUUGAUUCCAAAGUUAUUGUAGAUGAUGAGCAGGACAUUGUUGUUGGAGACCUUGGAACCAUCGAGAUCAAUAUCGACCGUAAAAACUUGAAAGAAAAAGAGGCUUGUGGGCCAGUCCAUUCUCCUUAUUUCCCAACAACAAAGUAUGAAGAAUGGUGGAUUUUUGCAGUAACUAAGGGCUCCAAUCCCCAAAUUAUUGGAUAUACACGCUGCUCUUCUAACGAAAAGACAGUAAAUGGGAAAAUCCAGUUUCUUAUCGAAACUCCUGGAAGCAUUGAUAUUUCUCUGUAUCUAAUUAAUGAUUCUUACGAGGGACUUGAUCAACAAAUUAAUGUCAAUUUUGUUGCUAAAACUAUCAAAGAAGGCGUAAGACAGAUAUAUGUUCAUCCAGAAGAUGAAGCCCUGGAUAAUGAGCCAACAUUAUUCCAACACAUAAUGAAUCAGCUGGACGAUAAUCAGCUCUCAACUGACACCGAAGAUGAAGACGAUGACGCUGCAGAGAGAAGUUCUAACAACGAAUAA